UAAUUUAUCCCAUUAUCCUACUUUCCUUGCCCUACUACUUCUAUAACCAAUACGAGGACCAAAAACCAUUAGUUCAAACAAUUGCUUUCUUUCUUUAACUUCCAAACACAUCCAAAAACUAUGCCUUCAAGAAUGAUCUCUCAUGCCUUCAAGGCCUACCCCCUCAAUCACCCUCACAAGUACUUGGAUUUAAAUUCCAUAAAGGAAUUACCUGAAUCCCAUGAAUGGACGUCGGCUAGCAACGAGCACCCCGUCGUCAAGGUGCCUAAUGUCGAAUCCGUCCCUAUUAUCGAUCUAAAUAACAAGAAUGCCAUGGACCUCAUAGGUCAUGCAUGCAAAAAAUGGGGAAUUUUCCAAUUGAUUAACCAUAAUAUUUGUAAGAGCUUGCUUGAAGAUGUUGAGUUGGAAGGUAAGAGGCUGUUUUCUCUCCCCAUGCAGCAAAAACUUAAAGCAGCGCGUUCACCGGACGGUGUAGCCGGCUACGGCGUGGCCCGUAUUUCUUCCUUCUUUACCAAGCUCCUGUGGUCCGAAGGGUUCACUGUUAUUGGUUCUCCACUAGAGCAUGCCCGUCAACUUUGGCCCUAUGACUUCCAAAACUUCUGUGACACAAUUGAAGCUUAUCAAAACCAGAUGAAAAAGCUAGCUGAAAAACUGAUGUGGCUUAUGCUUGGAUCAUUGGGCAUAACCAAAGAAGAUGUAAAAUGGGCUAAUAAUAAAGGAGAAUCCGAAGAGGGAUGUGCUGCUCUACAAUUAAACUCUUAUCCGGCCUGUCCCGACCCGGACCGGGCUAUGGGUCUUGCACCGCAUACUGAUUCGACAGCACUCACCAUUCUUCACCAAAGCAACAUAAGCGGUCUACAAGUUCUCCGGGAGGGCUGCGGGUGGGUCACCGUGCCUCCUCAUCCCGGCGCUUUAGUGAUCCAUGUAGGUGACCUUUUACAUAUAUUAUCCAAUGGUUUGUAUAUAAAUGUUCGCCACCGAGCCGUGGUGAACCGGACCCAACAUCGUUUUUCACUAGCCUACCUUUAUGGGCCACCCGCGGAUGUCAAAAUCUCCCCACUUACGAAAUUGGUAGACCAUUUUCACCCUCCACUCUAUCGGCCAAUAACUUGGAGUGAGUAUCUUGGAACUAAAGCUAAGCAUUUCGACAAUGCACUCACAUCAGUACGGGUUUGUGCUCCUCGAAAUGGAUUUGUCGAUACAAACGAUAACAAUAGUGUUAAAGUUGGUUAGCGACGAGACCUUGACGACGACCACAACAGGUUAUGAUGUUUUUUAGCUUUACUAUCUAGAGAAUUACUAUAUUCAGGACUGAUCUCCUCUCCAUAGUGAGCAAUACGUGAUCUUGCCACCUCAUCCUAUUUACACAUUUUUCGUAAUGAAUUUUGUUUCUAAUU
Messenger RNA from Olea europaea var. sylvestris, 1397 nucleotides. RefSeq names its product gibberellin 3-beta-dioxygenase 1-like. The record is from RefSeq and is a predicted model, not a curated record. Gene Ontology annotation, molecular function: gibberellin 3-beta-dioxygenase activity. Lineage: Eukaryota; Viridiplantae; Streptophyta; Magnoliopsida; Lamiales; Oleaceae. Gene Ontology annotation, biological process: response to light stimulus; gibberellin biosynthetic process. The transcript has 2 exons. Bases 121 to 1233 code for a protein of 370 amino acids.